CACCUGCUGCUCUCUCCUUUGCAUAGGUUUAAGCGGAGCCCUGGUUAGCUCCUUGGACUCUUGUGAACAUCAGCAAGUAUAUUCUGGGAGGUAAGAGGCAAGGACUGUCAUGCUAAUUUUUACCUCCAUAGAAGCAAACUAGCCUUCACCUCACAGACUCACAACAUUGGAGGAAACUUCCCCAAGCAGCCGGGAAGCUAGCAAAGAGAGUCUACCCCGCUUCUCUGCUGGGCGAGGCUGGAUGGUCCCCACCCCUGAAGAUGAUUUCAUGGAGGAAGCUCUGUUGGCGUUAUCAUGUGUGGACCCUGGGAUGCUACAUGCUGCUGGCCGUCAUUGCCCUGAAGCUGUCCCUCAGACUGAGGUGUCUGGACUCUGAGGAAUAUCAAAGCCAGUACUGCAGGGAUUUCCUGUACAAGACCCUGAAGCUGCCAGCAAAGAGGUCCAUCAACUGUUCAGGGGUCACUCGAGGGGAGCAGACAGCGGUGAUCCAGGCUCUGCUGAAUAACCUGGAGAUUAAGAGGAAACGGCAGCCCUUCACAGAGGCCGACUACCUUAGCAUGACGGCUGACUGUGAGCACUUCAAAAUCCAGAGGAAGUUCAUACAGUUCCCACUGAGCAAAGAAGAGGCCGACUUCCCCAUUGCGUACUCCAUGGUGGUUCAUGAGAAGAUCGAGAACUUUGAAAGGCUGCUGCGAGCUGUGUACACCCCUCAGAACAUAUACUGUGUUCAUGUGGACCAGAAGUCUCCAGAAAUCUUCAAGCAGGCAGUCAGGGCCAUUGCCUCAUGCUUCCCGAAUGUCUUCUUAGCUAGUAAGUUGGUAUCAGUGGUGUAUGCUUCCUGGUCCAGGGUGCAGGCUGACCUGAACUGCAUGGAAGACUUGAUCCAGAGCCCCGUGCCAUGGAAAUACCUCCUGAACACCUGCGGGACAGACUUUCCCAUCAAGACCAAUGCUGAGAUGGUCCAGGCCCUCAAGCUAUUGAAUGGGCAGAACAGUAUGGAGUCAGAGGUACCGCCUGCACACAAAACAUCCCGCUGGAAAUAUCACUAUGAGGUGAGAGGCGCAUUGUACAUAACCGGCAAGAGGAAGACCCCUCCCCCAAAUAACAUGACCAUGUUCACUGGGAACGCCUACAUGGUGGCCUCUCGGGACUUCAUUGAACAUGUAUUAAGCGACUCCAAAGCCCAACAACUGAUCGAAUGGGUAAAAGACACCUAUAGUCCUGAUGAGCACCUUUGGGCCACCCUCCAGCGUGCCUCAUGGAUGCCUGGAUCAGCUCCCUUGCACCCCAAGUUUGACCUCUCAGACAUGAGAUCUAUUGCGAGGCUAACCAAGUGGCAGGACCACGAGGGAGACAUCGAGGCCGGGGCGCCUUACGCACCGUGCUCAGGGAUGCACCAGCGGGCUAUCUGUAUUUAUGGGUCUGGAGACCUGCACUGGAUACUUCAGAACCACCACCUCUUGGCCAACAAGUUUGACCCAAAGGUGGAUGAUAAUGUUCUUCAGUGUCUAGAAGAAUAUUUACGUUACAAGGCCAUCUACGGGACUGAACUGUGAGACACCCUGGAAGACAAUUGCUACCUGUGUGGCAGGGAGAUGCCAGGACCUACUGGGGCAAUGCGGGGUGGGCAUCCGGGGAUCUGUCUUUUAGGAUGCGGGGGCUGCUAUUGAAGAGUGGGUGAGUAGAUCCCUACCCCUUGUGAGCUGCUGCUGGUGAAUGUGGCUAGUCUCUGGUUCUUAACCCAGCAGCCCCUCUUUGGCACCCUCACAGGGUAAGAACAAGAAAUACUGUUAUUUGGGAGAAUAGGGAGGGGACAUGUGACUCUAGAUUCUGGCUGAAGGCUUCCUGUCAGGUUCUCCCAGAGACUCUGUUUAAAUACCCCUGGGACUGGUCACAAGAGGGGAACUUUAGUGGAAAAAGGCCUUCCUUUUUGUAUAGUUAAUUUAAAAUAAAUAGCUUCCAAACCAAAGUCCUACCCCUACAGUGUUGUCUAUGGGCCCAGAAGUAAUCUACACAGAUGAACUGUAUAAGGUUUGUAUGUUGGACAGUUAGUCUCUAGUGCUGGCAAGAAAAUCUCCAGGCAAGCUGUGUAGAUGGCAAACUGAAUUACAGAGCUAAUGCUCUCAUUACUGAAAGCCUUCCUAGUUUUGUUUACCUUGGUAGAUUCUGAGUUUUCCACAAGGGGAAGGGACAGAGUGAUUUAACUAGUUUGCUGAGUAUGUGCUUAGGAGAAAAGUAUGGAAGCUUCCUGGCCAAAGCUUCCGAUCCUGUACCAGCAACCGUUUCACUGGACUCAUUUUGGUAGGGGUGGAGGCAGCACUGCUAAUAAUUAGGCUGGGGAGUGAAAGUAAACUCUGUAUUGCUAACCCAAGAUGCCUGAGACUUCUGUGUUUAAACCUCUUGAAUCAAAGCUUCAUUUCAUUAUGUGAUAUCAGGCUCACUAUUUGUGACUCUGUAGAUGGUACAUUUCCCUGUGGGGACACAUUAAUGUGUGUAAAUGUGUAUGUAUAAAUGCUAAAAUAUGCAAAUUUACAGGCACACAUUCCCCAUUGAAAUUGCUUCCCCUCUGAAGACCCAGAGCUAGUUGUUGGCCAGUAUGCAUUCUAUUCUGUAAUGAGCAAGGGGCAUAAAAACUAUAGGCAGAACCUUUGAAUAUGGCUCAGCAGACUGUGUAAACCUCCCAGAAGAAGGAUUUAUGUACAGAUUAACUUUGUGUAAUUUGAAUGAAGCUUCCAUCAACAUGUUUUAAUUUUAACAUGUUUCAUUUCAAGUCUUGGUCCAUUUAAGGCUUUCUCUCUACAGUCAACUUUUACUUUAGCCUAUAUCCCUUUAACGGUUAGUGUGUGAUUGAAAUUUCUUUUUUUCCCCUUUGGUUUCAAUACAGGGUUUCUCUGUAUAGCUCAGCUGUCCUGGAACUCACUCUGUAGACCAGGCUGGCUUCAAACUCACAGAGAUCCACCUGCCUCUGCCUCCCCAGUGCUGAAAUUAAAGGGGCGCACCACCAUGCCCCAUGAAAUUUCUAUUUCAAAGUGAGCAACUUCUUUUCUUCCUCCUCCUCCUCUUCUUCUUCAGAUUGGCCUCCCUGAACCUGAAUAAUGGGCAUUAUUGUCACCACAAACUUACCCAAUGCUGCAAUAUUUAGCAGCAUUAGCUAAAUGCUCUUUAGCUCUUGCCCCCAGUCUUACCUCAGAGGUGACUGUGUCAUGCCUGUUGCCAACAGCAGUAACUGUUCCUGGCCCUUCCCUGAGGAGGAAGAGGGGCUGCUGCCCCAUGGUAUGUAUGUAGAAACACCUCCACAAGAUUCAUAUUCUGAGAAAAGAAGCUGGGUCCUUGGCUUCAUGGUCAAGUUUCCCUAAAAGCUUUCACAUGAACUGAGCUUUAGUCUUUCACAGAAAUAUAUUCAAGCUAUUAGUCUGUAUACCUGUGAUUUUUUUUUUUUUUUUUUUUUUGGAAACACAUAUCUAGAAUUUUCCAAACAUUACAAUUUUCUCUAGAAAACAAGUCAGGUGGAUAAAAGUGGUUUAUUUGUUUGAAUAGCACGAGGCCACCAAAUCAGAAGGCUCAAACUUCACCUUGUUUGUUUAGUGUACUUUCAAGGUCACAUGGGUAAGCCAGCACAUCUGUUGAUUUUUCCUUCUUGAGUCUUAUCUGUUUCUUUAGCCUUUCUCUGGAAAGAAGAAGCCUCAUAAAUGAAUUCAGCUGUUAUGUUUACAUCACCUUCCAAGGCUUAAGUUUCCUCCUCAUUUUGAUGUGUGGCCAUCAUUGAGUUGUAUUGUAAUAACUGUGUUUUUGUUGCAUGUGCUGUUCAUUCUAUUUGUUAUUGGUUUAGUGAAAGUUUAUUAGAGAAGAAAAAGCAGUUGCUAACUUUGGGACAUAUAAUUUAGUUGGAGAAGUUAUUUAAGCCGUUUAAAAAUGGAGAGACUAAUACUUUGCCUGCCUUAAAGUUCCUUCCCUGACCAACCAGAGAUCUACCCUCAUGUAUUCUGCUUGGUCAUUAUUGCAAAGGUAGACUCAGUUAUGAAACUGAAAAGCUUCAGCAAAGGACACUGUUAUCAGAACAAAACACAGCCUACAGAUGGGGAAAGGAUCUUCACCAAUAUCUGACAGAGGGCUAAUAUCCAGAAUAUAUAAAGAACUAAAGAAGUAAAAAGGCAACAAAUCAAUUAAUCCAAUUCAAAAAUGGGGUACAGAGCUUAACAGAGAAUUCUCAAUAGAGGAUUAUCAAAUGGCAGAGAAACACUUAAAGAAAUGCUCAAAGUUCUUAGUAAUCAGGGAAACACAAAUCAAAACGAACAGGAGCUCCACAAGGAGAGCAACAGAACCAAAACAUCUGGGCACAUACUCCAAACAAGGACCAUUUACAAAUCUUGAUGUACUGAAAACCAAUAAAAUAACUCAUUCCACACAUA
This is a messenger RNA of Meriones unguiculatus (Mongolian gerbil), 4409 nucleotides long. RefSeq names its product glucosaminyl (N-acetyl) transferase 3, mucin type (gene Gcnt3). Gene Ontology annotation, cellular component: membrane. The record is from RefSeq and is a predicted model, not a curated record. Gene Ontology annotation, molecular function: acetylglucosaminyltransferase activity. The transcript is spliced from 2 exons. Bases 261 to 1556 code for a protein of 431 amino acids. Lineage: Eukaryota; Metazoa; Chordata; Mammalia; Rodentia; Muridae.